UACGGACAAGAUUUGUCAUCGGCCAUCUAUAUUCUGGAUCUGAAAGCGGAAAACUUUCCAAGAAUGAUCGUGGAAAAUAAUAUCUGGGCUCCCCGCGUCGUUAUCAGCGACCUGGGCAUCAAGUUCUGAAUUUAUGAUUACAUUUAAUAUCUGGUCUCCUCUCCCUCAUUGAUCAAAGCUAUGGAGAGAGAGAACCAAACGGCAUCGCUAAGUUCUCCUUUGAUUCAAAUCUCAGGAGAAGAUGGAUUAUUCUAAGUUGACACAGAGCGAAACAAGCAAAGAGGAUUAGAAACAAGUCAGGUUCUUGAAGAAGUGAGGAAUCUGUUAUGGCUAUCAGGGCCAUUGAUAUCUGUGAAUCUUUUAAAUUAUUGCUUACAAGUUAUAUCAGUCAUGUUCGUUGGGCAUCUAAGCAAAUUGGCUCUCUCCGGUUCCUCCACGGCUACAUCUUUUGCUUCGGUAACUGCUUUCAGCUUAUUGCAAGGAAUGGCAAGUGCAUUGGAUACCUUAUGUGGCCAAUCAUAUGGAGCAAAGCAGCAGCACAUGUUAGGGAUACACAUGCAAAGAGCCAUGCUAGUUCUUAUGAUUGUUAGCAUUCCACUUGCCAUUGUUUGGGCAGGAUCUAUUCUAAGUGCUUUAGGCCAAGAUCCUGAAAUAUCCGCAGAAGCAGGACAAUAUGCUCAGUUCAUGGUUCCAUGUCCUUUUGCUUAUGGUCUUAUACGAUGCCUAAGCAGAUUCUUACAAACCCAAAAUAUAGUGUUUCCAAUGAUGUUUGCUUCUGGAGUUACUGUGUUAUUACAUAUUCUUAUAUGUUACAUUAUGGUAUUCAAAUCUGGACUAGGAAAUAGAGGAGCUGCAUUGGCGAAUGCUACAUCUUACUGGGUUAAUGUUUUGAUAUUGUUAUUGUAUGUGAAGUUUUCUCCUUCUUGUGCUAAUAAAACUUGGUCGGGGUUUUCAAAAGAGGCUCUACAUAACGUUCCCACUUUUCUGAGACUUGCCAUUCCUUCAGCUAUUAUGGUUUGCUUGGAAAUGUGGUCAUUUGAAAUGAUGGUUCUCUUGUCUGGUUUACUUCCAAAUCCAAUGUUGGAAACAUCAGCUCUCUCUAUAUGCCUUAACACAGCUGCAAUUGUAUGGAUGAUUCCCUUUGGACUCAGUGGAGUUGUAAGCACUCGUGUCUCAAAUGAACUUAGAGCUGGUCAUCCACUUACUGCUCGUUUAGCAGUGUUUGUUGUGCUAGUAAUGGCCAUUAUUGAGGGCAUCUUAAUCGGAAUGGUUCUAAUGCUAAUACGAAAUAUCUGGGGAUGUGCUUAUAGUAACGAAGUAGUAGUAGUCAAAUAUGUAGCAACCAUGCUGCCAAUUCUUGCCAUAUCCAACUUUCUGGACGGACUCCAAUGUGUUCUUUCAACAAGAGGAUGUGGUUGGCAGAAAAUUGGAGCUUUUGUCAAUCUUGGGUCAUAUUAUUUAGUUGGGAUUCCGUCGGCUGUCUGUCUUGCUUUUGUCUUCUACAUUAGUGGCAAGGGACUUUGGUUGGGGAUCAUAUGUGCACUCCUCGUUCAAUUGGUAUCCUUAUUAAUAGUCACUAUACGCACUGAUUGGGACCAAGAGGCGAUGAAAGCUAGAGAUAGAGUGUAUGAUUCGGCAACUAUAGGGAGCCUGGUCUCGUGAAGCUGUCAGGCUCUCUAUACGCAAUGCAUGCCACAGAAAGUAUAUGUGGAAUUGUCAAUGUUGACACUUUAUGAAGCCAAAAUGCCAAAACCUUUCACCAUCUUGUUCGGCCUAAACAUACCACAAAAAGUACUAUAUGUGGAAUUCGCAAUGUUUGGCCUCAAAAACAUAAUCUGAUGCUGGAGCCACGUGAUAAUAUUGAUGGACAACAUUUAUGAUGCCACUUGAUCGCUUUUAUAGCUUCAACAUACGAUGUAAUUGAAGAAAGCUGGUUUGAUUUGUGAUGGCUAAAAACUGAAAGGUCCUUCUGAUUCAAUACACUGCAAAGAAUAAAAGAAAGAAGAAUUCAGGCCAAAUCCUUAUUUAAAAAAAAAUGAGUAAAUACGAAAUUUUGUGGGUUAGCUCAAACCUCAGCUACUAUUGUUGCGAGUUAUAAUUCGGUUUUAAAAAGAAGCGAGACAUUUUAAAAAAAUG
Messenger RNA from Prosopis cineraria, 2136 nucleotides. Its product is annotated as protein DETOXIFICATION 16-like. Gene Ontology annotation, molecular function: antiporter activity; xenobiotic transmembrane transporter activity. Lineage: Eukaryota; Viridiplantae; Streptophyta; Magnoliopsida; Fabales; Fabaceae. The record is from RefSeq and is a predicted model, not a curated record. Gene Ontology annotation, biological process: xenobiotic detoxification by transmembrane export across the plasma membrane. Gene Ontology annotation, cellular component: membrane.